UGGAUAACGGAGAAAACGCCGUUCCUAACGUUUUAAUCUUCCCUUUACCACUACAAAGCCCGGUAAACUCCAUGCUAAAGCUGUCGGAGCUUCUCUGCCUCGCCGGCGUCCACGUCACCUUCCUAAACACGGAGCACAACCACAGGCGCCUCCUCGGCAGCACCGACGCCGGCUCCCGUUUCGAGAGGUACCCCGGAAAGUUGAGUUUCGAAGUUAUCUCCGACGGGCUCCGGGAAGAUCACCCGCGUUCGGCGGAGGACUUUGAGGGUAUUGUGAAGAGUUUGCAGGGCGUGGCGGAGGCGCAUCUGAGAGAAAUGUUGAGGUCGGAAAGGGGAAGAAAGGUAACGUGCGUGAUAGCGGAGGGGAUGUUUGAUUACGCUUUUGAGAUUGGGAAAGAAGUUGGGAUUCCUGUUUUUGCGUUUGAGACUGUGAGCCCUUGCUAUCUAGGGGUUUGUCUCUGCAUUCCGAAACUCUUCGAGGCUGGACAACUUCCAUUCAAAGGAGAAGACUUGGAAACACUAGUAGAGGGUGUGUCGGGAAUGGAAGGUCUUCUUAAAGUACGAGACCUUCCCCAUUUCUGUCGAGCGAAAGAUCUAUGGGCAGAUGAGAGCGGCAAACUUAUCAUGGCUGAUAUCUAUACUGUGCCCAAAGCCCACGGGCUAAUCCUAAACUCGUUUGAAGAGUUGGACGGGCCAAAAAUCAUGGCGCAUAUCCGCACCCAUUGUCCAAACACGUAUAUGAUCGGGCCAGUCCAGCAACACUUGAAGGUCCGACUUGCGAAAAGGGAGACAACGACAUCACCACUGUGUUCAAACAGCUUCUGGAGAGAAGACAAAACCUGCAUCCAAUGGCUCGACGAACAGCCCGACGAGUCAGUGAUAUAUGUAAGUUUUGGCAGCCAGAACACCUUAACAAUGGCCCAACUCAUGGAAUUUUGGCAUGGUUUGGUUGCCAGUGGGGUUAGGUUCUUGUGGGUGUUGAGGCCCAAUAUUCUUAGGGCUGCAAAGGAGGUGUUGGAUGAAAAAUUUGUGAGAGAGCUCAAAAAGGGUUGCUUAGAGUGUGGGCAUAUUGUGAGUUGGGCCCCUCAAGAAGAGGUCUUGGCCCAUCCAGCAAUCGGGGGAUUCUGGACCCAUCAUUUUGAAACAUUUUGA
Messenger RNA from Ipomoea triloba (trilobed morning glory), 1151 nucleotides. Its product is annotated as 7-deoxyloganetic acid glucosyltransferase-like. The transcript is spliced from 2 exons. The record is from RefSeq and is a predicted model, not a curated record. Gene Ontology annotation, molecular function: UDP-glycosyltransferase activity. Lineage: Eukaryota; Viridiplantae; Streptophyta; Magnoliopsida; Solanales; Convolvulaceae. The coding region runs from base 72 to 1151 and encodes 359 amino acids.